Messenger RNA from Aegilops tauschii subsp. strangulata, 1279 nucleotides. RefSeq lists its product as uncharacterized. The record is from RefSeq and is a predicted model, not a curated record. NCBI's taxonomy places the organism in Eukaryota, Viridiplantae, Streptophyta, Magnoliopsida, Poales, Poaceae. Gene Ontology annotation, molecular function: polysaccharide binding.
UGAAUGCAGGUGUUCUUCCCACUCUCGGUCUUCUUGUAUCAGCUUCCACACACUUGGCUGUAACAGGGCAAUCAAUGGCGCUCCUACGUCCGCGCCUAGCCGCCCUGCUCGCUCUGUGCGCGUGCGCCAUGGCUGCGCCGGCGGCCGCCGCCAACGUGUCGAUCACGACGUGCCGAUCCUUCUGCGGCAACAUCACGGUGGACUACCCGUUCGCGCUCCACGCCGGGUGCGGCCACGCGGGGUUCCGCGACCUGCUCUACUGCAUCGACCGCACGCUCAUGCUGCACCUCCCCUCGGGCUCCUACCGCGUCCUCGACGUCGACUACGCCUACCGCGGCCUCACCCUGCACGACCCGGCCAUGUCCGACUGCCGCGCCAUCGACCGCUCCCCGGGCGGCCGGGGCAACGGGUUCGUCGUCGAGCCGUGGCGCGCGCCGUUCCUGGCCCCGGACCCGGACAACGUGUUCCUCCUCCUCGGCUGCCGCGCCAGCUCGCCGCUCUUCCAGGGCUUCCCCGACCGCCACCUGCCGUGCCGGAACGUGUCCGGGAUGGGGUGCGGCGACUACUACGGCUGCCCCGCGUGGGACGACUACGGGCGCCGGCCGUCCGGCGCGGCGUACGGGUCGGCCGUGCCGCCCGAGUGCUGCGCGGUGUCGUGGGGCGCCAUCCGGGCGGUGAACGUGAGCCGUCUCCAGUGCGAGGGGUACAGCAGCGCGUACAGCCUCGCGCCGGUGCGCGCCGAGGGGGCCGGCGGGUGGGCGUACGGCAUCCGGGUGGCGUGGGCGCUGCCGGAGGCGAACCGGGGGUUCUGCGGCGCGUGCCGCGCCACGGGCGGGGUGUGCGGCCACGACGUGGAGAGCCGCGGCGACCUGUGCCUCUGCGGUGACUGGAACUCGACCUCCAACUGCGACUCCUCGGCGGACGCCGCGCCGUCAAGCGCCGCGGCGCCUGGCGCCGCCAUUGCCGCCCUUCUCUUGGCCCUUCUCGCCUCAGGAUUGUCGUCCGGAUCAAUAGCCAACAUUUGACGGCGUCAUGUGUUCAUCCAACAGUGACGACUGACGAGCUGUUCCUGCCGCCAUGAUUACCUCCGCCGUCUGGUGCACCGCCAUAGUACUUUUGUGUAGACAAAAACUAGUGCGACUGAAAUGUUUAUCUGCGACAUAAAUCUUUGAUUAGGAAAUCAGUGCCAUAUUACAUUCGAAGUAUAUCUACAAAACUUAUGCGAGUUAGAAUUGGUGUGCUUUGUGAGCUUGCUCGAUUCAUCAUGCUUAUUCGAUUU